UUCGAGGUUUCCCGUACACUCUUCCCUUCUAUAUCACAACUCGUCUUCUAUCGACAUUCUGUAUAUUCUCAGCGCUAGUUAGUCGUGUAACCGUUUAUAUCCGCAUCCUGUUUUUUUUUGUUGUGUAGCCAGUGUCUAGCCACAAAAGACAGAGUCAUACACUUUGCUUUGGUCGCCCUGUUCUGCGAUUUUUUCAAUAUUCCCGCACGCAGAUUGCUAAAACCUAAUUUCUCGCACCCUUAGGAAAACGUUCGGCUAAAAACUCUACAGUUUCCAACGGCUUCCCUGUGAAGAUGCCAUAUCCUUUUGAAUGUUUUUCGGGCAUAAAACGCAGGUGUCCCGGCCAGUGGAACAUCAAUAAUGCUGUGAUGGUGAAUUUAGUCGGUGAUGAUUUCUACUUGGCCUAUCUACAAGACAUCGAUGGCGAUCUAGUCUUUGUGGAUUUCGAUUGUACCAAAAUCCCGCCUUGGUGGGUACCAGCCGAUCGAGUCUAUCGACAUAAUUUAUACGGGGAGCGGGCGAAAAAUGACUCAAAAGCGACCGAUGUUUUUGUGGCUCUGCGCGAAGAUGACAACGGUCCGUACAUAUUCCGUCCGGCCAAGCUAUUACGAGAUUCCACACUUCGCACAAACUACCUCUGCUGUGUUUCAAUAAAUAUUUCUCAGGAUCCAAAGAAUCCGUUUCGGGUGGUACAUCAGUGGCAACUUUCGAGCGUGCUGCCGAAUCAAUAUACAGACCGUCCAACAAAAAUCACGGAAGAUCAUGUCGAAAAGGUAGUCGUUCGUGUUGACAACAUGGGCUUCAUGAAACAUAUUGACGAGUACCACAUAACACAUCUUCUUGAUGUGGGAUUUCGUGAUGGGUUCAAUCCGAUCGGCUGGCGGGCCUUUGACGUCGCUCACAAGGACGAUCGGGAUCAGCUUUUCGUUCGGUUAACCGGAAGGACGUUGACGUUCAUAAUAAUGCAAGCACCGUGCUUACAUGUCUUCUGGAAUACGAGGGAUCCUGUUAUUCUUGCCUGCCAGAAGAGAAAAAAAUCUAGAAAGUUCUCGUACCAUAAUUGUACUUGCUGGAAAAAGGAAAUCGCUAAAGAUAUUUCGUUCGGAAUAAACAACUAUCUCCGACGGUACUGUUACCGACCGGAAAUUGGCAAUCCGUUUUCAUGCGAAAGCCUUAUAGAAGAAGUUCCAUCGCUUGGCAGUAUACCGUUUGAAGUUCAGUCCACCGUUUUGCAGUAUUUGGAUGUUCAUUCGCAGGCGGCAGCAAAACGAGUAUGCUCUCUGUGGAACGCCUUAGUGCCUGAUCCAGCAUCCGCUGCGACUGUCACGGUUGAUUUUUCCCGGAUCAGUGACACCUUGCCCGGAUUGUUGGAAACAGAGGGAUACCGUACUGCGCAUCUGUUACACCGCGUGGUCAGCCAGAAAACUAAAGGGUUAACGCUGCUGCACCUGGAUCACCGCACAGACUGUAUAACGGCGCUGGUUUCAUGCAUCAAAGAACUACUCGCUCUGAAACAAACAACGAUCUUUCUGAUCUCCGUCAGAUACUGCCGGAUGCCAUUUGAAAGCCGUCGAGUGGGUUGUAGCAACCCUGACGAGCCGAUUCACGGAAAAAUAUUGUUCCAACUGCUUCCCCUAAAACAGCUCUGUCGGCAUCUGCGGAUUCAGCACCUAGUUAUGGAUUUUUCCUUGUGUAAUAUACGACCACGUACAUUUUUUAUGAAAAAGAUCAGGGAUGAAUGUGAAAAAACUUGCAACCUGAUGAUCGUAAUUCCCGUAAUGGACGUCGAAAACGACGAUGAAAAUGCAAACGUUAAAUCCUUUAAGCGAGCACUGGAGGCAUGCUGUCCAACCGUUGACAAUGCCACCAAGAAACGUAUUAGAAAGCUGCAUACUCGCUGGCUGCGUACUAUCCCGUAUCCCAAUGAGCAGUGGACUGGUUUACGACGACUACUCGAACUUUUUGGAGUGCUGGAAUGGGGUAACACUGAUGAAACGGAAGCGUGGGAAAACUUGGACUUGCGCAACUUCGACAAUAUUCCCUUUGGUAAUCUUCAGUUGUCAAUUCUUGCCCAUUUCUACCUAAACUGACUACAGGCCAUGCGUUUCUUCGACGGCAGUGGGUCCCCUUCUUUUUUGGCAAGUGUUUUCUUAAGUUCUUUUUAAUAAAUGCUUAUUCUGAUGCUAUUUUUUUAUUUAAGCUUUGACGGCAUUAAUAUAAUUUUGGCCAUACCUAAAAUUACAUAUGAAAAUUGCUGGUUCAGUCCGAAAGAGCUGUUAUAAACGAAUUGAGAUGUUUUUGUACUUUGUAAAAUGAU
This is a messenger RNA of Paramacrobiotus metropolitanus, 2317 nucleotides long. RefSeq lists its product as uncharacterized. NCBI's taxonomy places the organism in Eukaryota, Metazoa, Tardigrada, Eutardigrada, Parachela, Macrobiotidae. Bases 294 to 2090 code for a protein of 598 amino acids. Gene Ontology annotation, molecular function: protein binding. The transcript has 5 exons. The record is from RefSeq and is a predicted model, not a curated record.